Messenger RNA from Bipolaris oryzae ATCC 44560, 1644 nucleotides. RefSeq lists its product as uncharacterized. Lineage: Eukaryota; Fungi; Ascomycota; Dothideomycetes; Pleosporales; Pleosporaceae. Bases 1 to 1644 code for a protein of 547 amino acids. The record is from RefSeq and is a predicted model, not a curated record. Gene Ontology annotation, molecular function: transmembrane transporter activity. Gene Ontology annotation, biological process: transmembrane transport. The transcript has 3 exons.
AUGAACGACACACAAUUAAGACGCUCUCAGAGCCCGGCCCUCAAUGAGAAGCCGCCAGAGGCAAUCGAGUCCACAGACGACGGAGGACCAGAGUACGAGCGUACGAUCCAUGGUGUCAAGUGGGUCAUGACUGUCGCAGCCGUUCUCUCCUGCGUCUUCCUCUUCGCUCUCGAUACUACCGUCGUGGCAGACAUACAGCCCAACGUCAUUGCAUCUCUCGGAGAAUUUGAAAAGUACCCAUGGCUUGCCACCGCCUACGCCCUCCCAGCCACUGCUUUUGCCCUCAUUCAGUCCAAGAUGUAUGGAGCUUUCGACAUUAAAUGGCUCUACUUCGGUUACGUCGUCUGCUUUGAGGUCGGCAGUGCCAUUUCCGCUGCCGCUCCAAGCAUGAACUCUCUCAUCGUUGGGCGCAUGAUUGCUGGUAUUGGCGGCUGCGGCAUCUACGUCGGCUCCUUAACUUUCUUCAGCGUCGUGACUACGACCAAGGAGCGCCCUCUUUACAUUUCUCUCAUCUCGCCAACUUGGGGAAUUGGAACUGCCCUGGGCCCAAUAGUCGGUGGAGGAUUUGCUGAAAGUAGUCUCGGAUGGCGAUGGGGAUUUUACAUCAACCUCUUGAUCUUCGCACUGGCCGGACCUGUUCUGGUCUUUAUCUUGCCGUCCAUCGAUUUCGCAAAGGGCAAGUCCGCCAAAGAGAGGCUGGGCCAGGUUGACUGGCUUGGACUACUUGUAUGGACAGGCUGGUGCGUCUCCUUCUUCAUGGCCAUCACCUAUGGAGGAACCCUUUUCGAAUGGGAUUCUUACAGCAUGAUCAUCCUCUGGGUUUUUGUCGGCGUUCUCGCAAUCGUUUUCUACCUGACCCACAGGUUCCACCCCUUCAUCGAUGUGGAAAACCGACUCUACCCUAGCCACCUACUCCGCAACUUCAAGCUGGGCAUUCUGCAGUACGCCACUUUCGCUGCUGCUGCGGCUGUAUACAUCCCCAUCUACUACAUCCCGCUCUUCUUCCAGUUUGCCAAGGGCGAGUCUCCCGUCAACGCUGCUGUCAAACUCCUUCCUUUCGUCUUCAUGGUCUCCUUCACGGCCAUUAUGAAUGGUUUCUUCAUGUCGAGGUGGGGCUACUACAUGCCUUGGUUCCUCGUUGGUUCCCUUCUGGCCGUUGUUGGAGGUGCACUCAUGUACACGGUCGAAGUUAGCACAAGCACCUCAGCAAUUUACGGAUACAGCGUUGUGCUGGGUAUUGGCGGAGGUUGCUACAUGAUUGCCGCCUUUGGUUGUAUCUCGGACGUUGUCGAGCCCAAGGAUGUAUUCAACUCCAUUGGUGUCGUCAGCCUCAUGCAGUGUAUUGGAAUUACCCUUUUCCCCGCUCUCUGCGGCAACGUAUUCCAGAACGUGGGUCGCCAGGCCAUCGUUCCGUACCUACCAUCCGACUCUACUGGCAACCCGCGUGUCAUUCUUGCCGGCUCGAGCAGCGCCGAGUGGAAGAGCUUCUCCACAGAUGUACAACUUCGGCUUGCAAACGCCAUUACCGACGUAAUGAGCAAUGUUUACAUCAUGACCAUGGUUGCCAGUGGUCUCUUGGUUCUUCUCUCACCCACCCUUGGUUUCCGCAAGGUGGGCGGUGGCCAAGUCGCAGCCAUGGCUUGA